Molecule: messenger RNA, 1354 nt
Organism: Xyrauchen texanus (razorback sucker)
Lineage: Eukaryota; Metazoa; Chordata; Actinopteri; Cypriniformes; Catostomidae
Product: GTP-binding protein Rhes-like
Exons: 2
Coding region: 37-1218 (393 amino acids)
Molecular function (GO): GTPase activity; GTP binding
Source: RefSeq, a predicted model, not a curated record
AGCACACAGUUAGAGGUGGACGAAACACUUUUGUAUAUGAUAAACAGCCUGCGCCUGUCUUCAAUGUGUCCCGUCAUGGAGCUGGAGAAGAGCGUUAGUGCCGCUUUAGUUUCCCAAAACGCUGCAGCCUUGAUCCAACACCAGUGUCGCGCUCUCGUUGGUCCCAGCUCGCCCAGCGUCAUCCUUGCGUACAAAAACACGACACAAAGACUCGGAGCCACCGGGCUCAAUGUCAGCACCCUCUCUAGAGCAGGAAUGGGCAUCUUGAAAUUGGCCACGACGCAGCUCAAGCAGCAGGAAAUGAAAGCCAGGGUGAUGCGGGCGUCCAGUCUUGCCAAGCCGCAUCCGUCCAUCGACAGCAGCCAAUGCAAAAAAUCCCCAAUGGACCAGCUGGCAGCGCUGCUCUUGCACGGACACACGUGUCUGCAGCAGUUGGGGAAGGAGUUUCAGUGCGGCACCAAGCCGCAGAACAGCAGGCGCAUCGUGGUGCUCGGCGCGCCGCGGGUCGGCAAGACCUCCAUCCUACGCCGGUUUCUCCGCGAUGACUUUGACGAGCACUACGAGCCCACGUGUGAAGACUUCCACAGGAAACUUUUCCACAUCCGCGGAGAAACCUACCAGAUAGACAUCCUGGACGCGUCCGGGGAGAGGAGCUUCCCUGCAAAGAGGAGGCUGUCCAUUCUGACCGGUGAUUUAUUUCUGCUCGUCUUCAGUCUGGACGACCGCAGUUCGUUUGAGGAGGUGCGCGCUCUGCAUGCCGAGAUUGUAGCAGCCAAAACAGCAUUGCUGAGGUCCAAGCAGAAAGUCUGCGUGCCCACGGUGAUCUGCGCGAACAAAGUAGACUUGCCCUCCGAACAGCACGCGGUGUCACGGACUGAAGUCUUGCGUGCGUUUGGAGACGAUAGUGCUCUGUUCGAGACCUCCGCCAAAGACAGUGUGAAUCUGGAGAAGUUGUUUGAAGCGCUGGCGAAGAACGGCGGACUCCCGCUGGAGACUGGACCCUCCAAGCACCGAAAAGUGUCCAUCCGGUCGUACCAGGCGCUCCGGGCGGGUCGGCUGGCGGAGAAAGGGAGCAAAGCGGCGGCAUGCGACACUCCGUGCGGUGCGCUCUAUCCUCUUGCCCGCAGACCGAGUUUCGGCACCGACCUGCGGCUGGUACUUGGUCCUAAUGGGAAUAAAAAGCAAAGCAAAACACUGGACAAGUGUCAGAUACAGUGAAAAGAAAGACUGAAAAAGAUAUCUGCUUUGAUAAACAACCCGUAAUUCUCACAGAUAUGUUGAACAAUUCAUUUGUUGAAUGACUGUAAUUGUGAUGCUGUGCAAUAGGAUGUCAAAAAUAACGAUAUUAAAUAAA